Messenger RNA from Stomoxys calcitrans (stable fly), 1180 nucleotides. RefSeq names its product splicing factor YJU2. Bases 83 to 1063 code for a protein of 326 amino acids. NCBI's taxonomy places the organism in Eukaryota, Metazoa, Arthropoda, Insecta, Diptera, Muscidae. The transcript is spliced from 3 exons. Gene Ontology annotation, cellular component: U2-type catalytic step 1 spliceosome. Gene Ontology annotation, biological process: mRNA splicing, via spliceosome. The record is from RefSeq and is a predicted model, not a curated record.
UUUGUUUUUGGCUGAUUUUGUUUUGGUUGGAGUUUUAUAAACGUUUUAAACUUUCUUUUUCAUAAAUAAUACAUAGUUAAAAAUGUCGGAGCGCAAAGUUUUGAAUAAAUACUAUCCGCCGGAUUUUGACCCAUCCAAAAUUCCGCGCAUGAAAUUAUCCAAAAAUCGCCAAUACACUGUUCGAUUGAUGGCUCCAUUCAAUAUGCGCUGCAAAACAUGCGGUGAAUACAUUUACAAGGGCAAGAAGUUCAACGCUCGAAAGGAGGAUGUGGAACAUGAAACAUACCUGGGCAUUCGAAUUUACCGUUUCUACAUAAAAUGUACUCGCUGUCUACAGGAAAUAUCGUUUAAAACAGAUCCCAAAAAUACGGACUAUGAAAUAGAAGCUGGAGCGACCAGAAAUUUUAUGGCUCUAAAAAUGGCUGAAGAGCAAGCUCGCAGGGAAGAGGAGGAGUUGCGCGAGGAAGAAGCCAGCAAUCCAAUGAAAAUGCUGGAGAAUCGAACUCAGCAAUCGAGAAAUGAAAUUGAAAUGCUGGAAUCGCUAGAAGAAUUGCGAGAUUUAAAUCGAAGGCAAGAGACUGUUGACUAUGCUACGAUGUUGCAACAGUAUAGUAAUAAGGAAACGGAAAGAGAGCGUCUGGAGAGACAAGAAAGAGAAGAUGAGGAGUAUAUAAAGUCUGUAAACUUUAAGAACAAAGUAUCUGAUGGCAGUAAAAGAAUUGUCGCUGAGGAAAUAAUUGAGGAAAUUCAGGAAAAGGAUGCAGCCAAUCCCAAACCUGCGAAAAUGCUAAAGCCUAAUGAAACGGGACCGACUUUUAAAAAGCCUACAGCUAGCAGCAGCACAACAAAAGGAUUGUCUUCAACUGAUGUUGUGAAACGUAAACAGCCUUUGGUUGUACUCAAACCGAAACCAAAAGACGCCCAAAAGUUAGUUGAUGCUGUAGUAAAUGCGGAUAGUUUAAAUGAAACCUCCGCAAGUAGUAAACAAGUUAAAGGCCCUAGUUCUGGCGGUGGCUUGUCACUUUUGUCUGCCUAUUCAGACAGCUCGGAGGACUCUAGUUAAUGUACCAUGCACCUUUUUCAGAAAAAAAAAUAAAAAAAUCGUAUUUUCUACAAAUUUUAUUGUAAAAUGACAUACUUUAUAACUGGAAAUUAAAAUUUAACAUAUUUUUGUCAGCAA